CUGUGUGUGUUGCGUAUGAGACAGUACGCAUGCGCUCUCACCCUCGGACAUUUGGGUGAGACAUGCAGCGAGAUACGCACUCUCGGGAAAUUGUGGAGUUUUUUUGAUCAUCCAUGGAUCAGAGUCAACACACAAAGAUACAAAAAGAGUUACCAGACAUCAACUAAUCUCAUUUCAGAAAUCCAAAACCUUUCUAAGAAUGGAAAGCAGUAAGGUCGUCUCAACUGACAAACCUACAGUUGUCAUCGAAGUAAAUCCACAGGUGAUACAAGACACUGUUAUUUUUGUUGAUGGUCAUGAGGCCGGAGGAAAAAAUCACAAUACGGCUCUUAAAGGAUUUUUCAAAGCACAACCAAAGGCACUGGGGACUGUCCAGAUAAUGAUUGGAGCGAUGUGUGGUGAAAGCAUCUCUUGGAAUAAAUGUGUUCAGUGCCAUAACCGCAGGGAUGGCCAUUCUUCUGAUGGGCAUACAGUUAGCAUUAAUAUCAAUGGAUCAUCCAAGUUUAUAUGUUGAGGUGAAAACUUUGCCAAGAAUGGAAAGCAGCAAGUUCAUGUCAACUGACAAAGCUACAGUUAUCAUCCAAGUAAAUCCACAGGUGAAACAAGAUAAUGCUAUUUGUGAUGACGAACAGCAGGCCAGAGGAGCAUAUCACAGUACUGCUCUUAAAGGAUUUUUCAAAGCACAACCAAAGGCACUAGGGACUGUCCAGAUAAUGAUUGGAGUGGUGAUUUUCUUGUUUGGUAUUGUAUGCACCACUAGUAUCAAUACCUUUGAGUCACCCAUUUUUAUCUUUAGUGGCAUCACCUACUGGGGAUCCCUUAUUUACAUCAGUGCUGGCUCUCUGUCUGUUGCAGCGCAGAAAAAACUUCAUCUGUGUGUGGUGAAAGCCUCUCUUGGAAUGAAUGUGAUCAGUGCCAUAACUGCAGCGAUCGCCAUUACUCUGAUGGCCAUAGAGAUACAUCACAUUUCAACGCCCUAUCGAAGAUGCACCUAUAACUACGACUAUAACGACAAUCGUACUGACACUGUCAUUUGUUCAAAAUUGAAGAGCAAUAAUAUGGGGAUCACUGGAGUAUUGCUGGUGUUCUCCAUCCUCCAGUUUAUCAUUUCCAUCUUUAUCUCAGGAUUUGCCUGCAAAGCCACCUGCAACACCGACUCUACAGUGGUCAAUGUGGCACUAAACCAGGGAUACUGAGUCACAAUGAGGAGAUCCUACUGUCCAAAAGUUGCAAGGAACUAAUAACUCGUAUUGUUGUUUCUGAUAACUUACGCCAGUUUUUUUAUA
Sinocyclocheilus anshuiensis is the source of this 1286-nucleotide messenger RNA. RefSeq names its product membrane-spanning 4-domains subfamily A member 4A-like. The transcript is spliced from 11 exons. The record is from RefSeq and is a predicted model, not a curated record. Gene Ontology annotation, cellular component: membrane. Lineage: Eukaryota; Metazoa; Chordata; Actinopteri; Cypriniformes; Cyprinidae. Bases 447 to 1196 code for a protein of 249 amino acids.